UAGAAAGUCAGAGAAAUCGAGAAAACUGCCGAUGGUGUCGAGUCGGAACACUCAAUGAUCAUCAUCGCUGUAUCGCGGCGGAAUGUAAAUAGUGGUACACUUCCGGCAAGGCACGUGUGGUUUUGAAUUCAUGCUUCUCUGGUACCACAUGCAAGAAAAUAAUUUCAGUCGGGUGCUGCGUGCAAAGAGUGAGAUGCUGAUAGGCCUAUGUCACUUUUUUUUUGCAGGGAAGGUGGCUGGGAGGAUCUAAGUACUGUAACUUUACAUCUCUUGCGCUUGCUUGCUGUAAGACGUUGUUCAGAAUGGUUUUCUUCACUUGUAAUGCGUGUGGAGAAUCUAUAAAGAAAAACCAAGUAGAAAAACAUCUAAACAGUUGUAGGAAUUGCCAGUGCUUGUCUUGUAUUGACUGUGGCAAAGACUUCUGGGGGGAUGAUUACAAAAACCAUCUAAAGUGCAUCAGUGAAGAUCAGAAGUAUGGUGGAAAGGGCUAUGCAGCCAAGUCUAAUAAAGGUGAUGUGAAACAGCAACAGUGGAUUCAGAGAAUCCACGAAGCAAUGAAUAAACCAGAUAUCACCCCAAAAGUGCGUGGCAUACUGAAGGAAGUCAGUUCGUAUGACAAUGUGCCAAGGAAAAAAGCCAGGUUUCAGAACUGGAUGAAGAAUAGUCUAAAGAUCUUCAAUACAGCUUUGCAUGACCAGGUGUGGGAAAUCUUUUCUGCAGCAACCAGUAAUGCCCCAAGCCAGUCCGAACUGCAGCCUAGCACAGGGGGGCAGCCGGAAGAAGAUCACAGUAAGGCGGACACUCCAGUGACAGAAGAUGAAACCUCUGCAAAAGAAAAAAAAAAGAACAAGCGAGAGCGCAAAGAGGAAAGACAAAAGAAGAGCAAGAAAGAGAAAAAGCAAUUGAAACUGGAAAGCCAAGAGGAGGAUGGAGAAAAUAGUAAGACCAAAAAACACAAAGCUGAAAAUGGAGCCACGGAGGGGGAUGCUGAAAACGGCGAAAGAAAGGGAAAGAAAAACAAAAAGAAAGUGGCUUCCGAUGAGGUCAUGAGAGAAAACGGAAACGACGAUCGGCACGAAACCAUGACGAGCAGCAAGAAGUGCAAGAAGCGCAAACAUGAAAGUUCUGAAGAUAAUCCAAAAUCAAAACAUAUGAAGGUGGAAAUUGCCGAAGAAGUAGAAUGUGACAGCGAACACAAAGGUAAAUUCAGUUGGAAAGAAACCAUACAAGCUGUCUUGAAACAGUCCCCAGAAAAUGAAAUUUCAAUAAAAAAACUCAGAAAGAAGGUCCUGGCUGAGUAUUACUCUGUGAAUGGAGAAGACAACCACAAGUCUGAAGAAAAACUACUUUCACUAUUCAACAAGAAAAUUAGCAGCAAUCCUAAGUUUAGAGUUUUGAAAGACAAAGUGAAACUUGUAAAGUAAUCGCAUGAGUAUUCACCAUUUCGCUAGAUCACCAAAAAAACUUCGCCUGAUGUUUUCCAUGUCAUUUCCCAGCUUGUUGUUUUUAGUUUUAUAACUGAAUGAAAAUUUGGAAAUGUGUAGGUAAAAUAUCCCUCAGCAGCUAUUGUGUAAGUCUUGUUUAAAAUACAUUUUAUCAUUCUCUUUUCUUUUUUUUUCAAAAGUGUUUUUAAUUGAAUGUUUCUAAACUGAAAUGUCAUGCAUGGAUUUAAACACUUUUGUUGCCAAAAUACAAUGAAAUACAAUGUCCAGUUCCCUUUAGAAAGCUAAACAGAUGCAGUUAUUGUAUUCUAACCAAUCUCUGUUUUGGCAGGCAGAGUGAGCUGCGGCACCAUCUUCCAUAAAAAUACUGCCCUCUUUAGAGAUGACAAUUAACUUAGACUGGCAGAAGUCCCUCUUGGAGAAUGUUGAUGUAUCGGGCAGAAGUUAUAGUAUUCUUAUGGAAGAUGGUGUUCCAGUUGACACCCCCUGUGCAAAGCAAAGAUGGGAGAGAGUCAGGGCAUCACAACUCUGCCAGGGCUUGGCUAGUCACUGGACAUGAACCCCAUUGUGCUCGUUUAGGCUAUCCUCAACCCAGUAAACCCACUUCCUAGGACGCCCAAAUGCAGUUUCUGUGCCAGGUAUGGGCUGCAGUCCCAUAGAUCUCAUUGCUUAAGGCCAAGGGCUGUACCACAAAGUAUUCAUCCCACCUGUAUUUUGCCAGUGCUGUGUAAAGAUCCAGAAUACAUUUUUUUUUCUUUUCAAA
Messenger RNA from Acipenser ruthenus (sterlet), 2205 nucleotides. It is a transcript of the gene lyar, whose product is annotated as Ly1 antibody reactive homolog (mouse). The record is from RefSeq and is a predicted model, not a curated record. The transcript is spliced from 9 exons. Bases 303 to 1424 code for a protein of 373 amino acids. Gene Ontology annotation, molecular function: DNA binding. Gene Ontology annotation, biological process: rRNA processing; negative regulation of transcription by RNA polymerase II. Lineage: Eukaryota; Metazoa; Chordata; Actinopteri; Acipenseriformes; Acipenseridae. Gene Ontology annotation, cellular component: nucleolus.